Molecule: messenger RNA, 3607 nt
Organism: Chiloscyllium plagiosum (whitespotted bambooshark)
Lineage: Eukaryota; Metazoa; Chordata; Chondrichthyes; Orectolobiformes; Hemiscylliidae
Gene: fam114a2
Product: family with sequence similarity 114 member A2
Source: RefSeq, a predicted model, not a curated record
GGAGGAGGGGGAUUCGGGCUGUCAAUGUGGCUAUCAGUCACCGGCCACUCGGUUCGGUCUCUGAGGUUUCAGGUGUUAGGGCUCGGACGGAAUAGAGACCGGCAAAUGCGGAUAAACAAAAAUGGAAGAUAAUGGGACGAGUGACGAAUCUAUGAAUAAAGAAUCUGUGGCACUGGAAGGAAGUGUUUCAACAUGCAGGGAAAAAGAGCAUCAACAAGGUGUUGAUUUAGAACAGCACUCUGAGUCUGAGACUGAAACUGGCAAGUGCACGACAGGCAAUGCACAAAAUGAGGAGCGUGGGUCUGCUGGAAGCAUACUUGAAAGCAGUCCAAGUAAGGGGAAUGAGUCUGUCAACAGGACAAGAAAAAGACCGGAAUCAAAAGGAUCCAGUCAGCCAGGGUUAUCUGAACAACCACCUUUGGGAGUUGCUGACCAGGUGCAAGAUCUCCCUAAUCAAGAGACAGGAAGUUGGGGCUACUGGGGAAACUGGGGAAAGUCAUUGCUUACAACAGCAACAGCCACUGUUGCAUCUGUUGGUCAUGGGAUUUCCAAUGUGAUUGAAAAAGCUGAGACCACUCUUGGGAUUCCCAGCCCCACAGAAGUUUCAACAGAAGUGAACGUGUUCAAUGAAGACAAAGAAUUCAAGAAUGGUAAGAAUAGCCCGAAAGCAGAGAGCAUAAGCACUUCUCCAAGCAGUGGAGCAUUUGGGAUGUUUUCUACCAUCACUAAUGCCGUUCAGAGCACUGGGAAAUCUGUCCUGAGUGGUGGUUUGGAUGCACUUGAAUUUAUCGGUAAAAAGACCAUGGAUGUUAUUGCAGAAGGAGAUCCUGGUUUCAAAAAGACAAAAGGACUAAUGUAUAGGACAACCACAUUGUCUCAGGUUCUUCGAGAGGCUAAAGAGCGAGAACACCAACAAACAGCCGAGGAGGUUUCUGUGGAUACAGAAGAGAAGGCUCAUUAUGGAAUGUUAUUUGAUGAGUUUCAAGGUCUAUCCCAUCUGGAAGCUUUGGAGAUUUUGUCAAAUGAAAGUGAAGUGAAGGUUAAGUCAGUACUGAAUGCCUUGUCGGGAGAAGAUGUAGAAAAAUUGAAGGAGGAGUUAACAGCCAUAAAAGAAGCCUUUUGUUUAGCUGAAUUUGAUGAUGAGGAUGAAGAAGAUAACAAAGGGGGUGACGGGUCUGGAUUUGUGAAAGAAUUGUCUGAGUUGUUAUCAGAGAUGAAAAUUGCUGCUACAUCUGACAAACUGGGCCAAGCCAGAAAGCAUGCUCAAGAUCGUAUAAGUGAAAUAAAUGUUAUGUCACUGACGCAAGUAGAAGAUAUGUCAGAAGAUCCAGAGAAGAAAGAGCACAGUGAAGAAUCUAAACCUGAUGAUUUGAGCAAAGGUCAUAAACUUUCAAUUGAGAACAUCCAUACAUCUGCGAUCAGAAGCCUGGCAGAACUUACUGCUCGAUCCAUUGAACAAUUCCAUAAAGUGGCAGUACUAAUUCUUCACGGUCAGGACCAUGAUGUGGGUGCACUGGAUCGUGCAAAAACACUGUCAAAAGUGACUAUUGUCUUGUGUAAGGAAGUGGCUGCUCUUUCGAAACAAUUUACCUCCUGUUUGACAACAAUAGGGGCUAAAGAGAAGGUAGAGGUUCUUAAUCCAUUAAUUACUGGAGUAUUUUUGGAGGCUUCCAAUAGUGCAACCUACAUUCAGGACGCAUUUCAGCUCCUGCUUCCAGUUCUUCAAAUUUCUGAAAUCCAGAUUCGCUCGGACAUCACUGUACACUGACUUUAUUCAUUUGCCUGAUACGAAAUUUUUGUUCAAGUUCUCUGCCAAAACUUGAUUAACAAGUGCGGAUUAUUUAAGGUUGCAUUUUGUGAGCAGUGGAGGCUGUUUUAGACAGAUUCUGAUGGGAGGUGGAGUUUAGCAGUGAAGGAAAAGCAAUCCUGCUCCAAAUAAAAGCUGGACAUUUGAUGAGUUUGAAUUUUUUUUGGAAAAACAUUUUUCUUUCUUUUGGUCUGAUUUCUGCAAGAUUCCAAUAUUAAAGUCAGGAUAAGAGUUAGCUCAGAUUUCUUGAAAUUAAAGCUUUUGUCUUUAAGUGACAGAAUGCUUCAUGCCUUAAUUGCCUCUAAAUAUAUUUUUGUCCAGUUUAAAAUAAUACAUAUUUUUUCAGUUAUUAAUUGCAUUUGUACAAAAUGAAAUGUUAUUUGUAAGUAUGUUAUAUACAAUAUAAAGGACUUGUGUAAAAAUCAAAUAUUUGAGAUUAGGCCCCAAAUGAAAUACAUAAACAAACAUUGUAAUGGAAUAAAGUAAAAAAAACACUAAAGACUUCGUAUUGAUUAGCUAACAUUUUUAAACAUUGCCCACUUUGUAAAUAAAUCAGGUUUUAUUUACACUUUUAUUUUCAUUUAGUAUUUAUAUAUUUACAGUCAAAUCAAGUUAUUUAAGGUCUCCAGCAUUAUAUUUCUGUUCUGAAAUGUUUGGUCAUUUGAACCUUCAAACUCUAGGGGUGACUUUUAAAUGAAACUUUUCUAUUUUUAGGCCACAAAUUUUGAAGUUAAGUUUACAUGAAAUCAGCUUUUAUAAAAGUAAAUACAGUAAUGGAGAAUGCACAGAAGUAAUUAACCUAGUGGCAGUAUUUCACUAUAGUUUAAUGUCGGUUGCCAGUCUGAUCAUUUAACUAAAUUCACUUUAGGUGCAUUUAAACAUUCUUAUUUUGCAUCUCAAAUAUUUGAGAUAAUUCAGUGAAUUAUUUUGAAUACACUAAGAAUUGACUCAUAAAUAGAUCUAAAUUCAUGCUGUGAGAAACCCAUGGAGCUUUGUCUGUCUUUUAUCCAGAUGAGCUAUUAUUAACAUGUUCUAGAUUUUUUCAUAAUGCCAUAGUUCUGGCACCAUUCAGAGAGCAGCAGGGAGCUAUGUCAGUGUCAUACCUGAUUCCUUGUUCAACCAUAACCUUUUUUUUUAAAGAAAAAGAUAAACUAGUCCCUCAUCUUGUGUGUUAAAGCAGAUGCAGUUCAAAGUAAUUAAUUACAUGUAAAAUGCAAUGGCCCAUGACUCUUCUGGAUAAAAUGUGCAUUUUAUAUAAACAUGUUUCUAUGUAAAUCAAGAUAGCUUGAUCAUCUGUGAGUUCAGCUCAUAGUUAUGGGUAAAGUAUAUUUGUAGCUGCCACAACUUAUAGCAUUUGCUUCUCUUCUGUGAAGGAAUUAAGAAGCUUUUAAGUGUUCAAGCCUGAUCUUUUGGUGCUGGCCUAUCUAGUUAUACAACCCUUUUAAUAUAUCAUCUUAAAUUAAGUUUAAUCACUCACCUGCAGUAGCAGCAAUAUUACAUUCACAUCCAGCAAAUGGAGGAUAUAUUAUUCUUAGUUCCUUGGGUUCCCAUUCAUUAGUUACUACAAAUUAUAGCACCUUCUUCCUUUAACUGAGUCUUAUAUUGCCUAGAGAAAAUAGUAUUUACUAAAUCUUAUUUUCAAUAUCAGGAAGUUGGUGGUCACCAAGGAAUAAGGGGAACUUAAUUCAUUUUGUCGUAAAUAUUCUGCAUUUUAAUUUAGAAUCUGUAAUAUGUAGUGAUGUAUAUCAAUUUUGGUUUCAUUUAUAAAAAUAAAUGGAACAUUAUUGUUUAUUGAUGUUA